AUGGCGUUAUCAUCGAAUUGGUCUAAAUUAAUUCAGGCUAAAAAGGUUACUGUGACUGCCAAAAAUGCAGUUAGAAAAUCCUCUCGCAUAAACUCUAAGCGUCCUAUCCACAAAUCUAAGACUAGUAAAUUGAUGAAUAUGGUGUAUGAUAUGAACAAGGAAAUUAUUAAAGCUGAACAAGAUAAAAAAAAUGGAAAAGGCUUUGAAUUUAAAUCGGAAACUAAUUCUAGUAAAAUCCUUACAGAUAAAUUAGAACAGUCAGAUACCAGCUCAGUUCUAACUAAAAGAAAAUAUAAUAUUGGUAAAUAUGUUGCAAUGGAUUGUGAGUUUGUAGGUAUUGGUCUAGAAGGCAAAGAAUCUGCUCUUGCGAGAGUUUCUAUUGUAAACUAUUAUGGCCACAUUAUUCUAGAUACAUUUGUUAAGCCACAAGAAAAAGUUACUGAUUGGAGAACUAUGGUUAGUGGCGUUCGUCCAAGUGAUAUGAACACAGCUUCUACUUUUCAGGAAGCACAACAAAAAACCUCGGCCGUCUUGGAAGGAAGAAUACUGGUAGGUCAUGCUAUUAAACAUGAUCUGGAAGCUCUACUAAUUUCUCAUCCAGUAUCUAUGAUUAGAGAUACCUCUAAGCAUGUACCAUUUAGAACCACUUAUUCGAAGGGUAAAGCACCAAGUUUAAAAAAAUUGUCAAAGGAAAUUUUGAAGGUUGAUAUUCAAGAGCGUGAGCAUUCCUCUGUGGAAGAUGCAAGAGCUACAAUGUUGAUCUAUAAAACUCACAAAAAAGAAUUUGAACAAUUGCAUUUAAAAAGAAUUGGAGGUAAAUAA
This is a messenger RNA of Henningerozyma blattae CBS 6284, 822 nucleotides long. It is a transcript of the gene REX4, whose product is annotated as putative 3'-5' exonuclease. Gene Ontology annotation, cellular component: nucleus. The transcript has a single exon. Gene Ontology annotation, molecular function: 3'-5' exonuclease activity; nucleic acid binding. The record is from RefSeq and is a predicted model, not a curated record. Gene Ontology annotation, biological process: ribosomal large subunit assembly; rRNA processing. NCBI's taxonomy places the organism in Eukaryota, Fungi, Ascomycota, Saccharomycetes, Saccharomycetales, Saccharomycetaceae. The coding region runs from base 1 to 822 and encodes 273 amino acids.